AUGAUAUCGAAGUGUAUAUUGUUUGUUUGUAUUAUUGUUGGUACCUUCGCCGGUGAUGUAACUAGUAAUGAAGACACUAAAGCUCUGAUUUCAGACGUUUAUGAUGAUUACGUUGUCAAGUUUAUUGAAAACGGUGGACAAGAAGACGAAGACACCCCUAUUCUGACUGGAGGGAUCUGGAAGUGUGGUGACUGUGAAAACAUCAACGAAUCCCAGCUCAUUUAUAGCGAAAGCAAUGACAUAGAUAAGGGAAUGUCUAAGGAGAAUAUGGAUAUACAGUUUGAGUUUACAAAUAUGCGAUGUGUGACCGUACGGGCAGAUGUCGCCGGUGUGGUUAGACGGAUGGAGGGAUCGUGCAAGGGUGACAGUGUUACCCUGACUGUUGCGUAUGCGCAGUACAUCACUAUUAAUAUCUAUGGAAAUUAG
This is a messenger RNA of Achroia grisella, 426 nucleotides long. RefSeq lists its product as uncharacterized. The transcript has 3 exons. The coding region runs from base 1 to 426 and encodes 141 amino acids. NCBI's taxonomy places the organism in Eukaryota, Metazoa, Arthropoda, Insecta, Lepidoptera, Pyralidae. The record is from RefSeq and is a predicted model, not a curated record.